Molecule: messenger RNA, 1497 nt
Organism: Habropoda laboriosa
Lineage: Eukaryota; Metazoa; Arthropoda; Insecta; Hymenoptera; Apidae
Exons: 11
Coding region: 1-1497 (498 amino acids)
Source: RefSeq, a predicted model, not a curated record
AUGAUGCGACGAAGAAGGGGUGGUUUAAAAUCUACGCGAAAGAUGGCGAAAAAAACAACACCGGCAGCGUUGCAAGCUGAAAUUUCUAAUAAUGAAGAAUGGGAGAAACUUCUUACAAAAACGGGUUUAAUAGUGGUUGAUAUAUAUUCAGAAUGGAGUGGACCCUGUACAGGAAUGAUCAGUAUUCUAAAAAAGAUUAAAAUGGAAAUUGGAGGAGAUGCAUUAAGUUACGCUACGGCUAAAUGCGAUUACAUAUCGGACUUAGAGCGUUUCCAAGGGAAAAGCGAACCAACAUGGAUGUUCAUACACAAUGGUCGAAUGGUGAACCUUAUGUUUGGUGCUCAAUGUCCACAAUUCUUAAAACUGUUAACGACGGAAUUGCAACGAGUGCAAAAUGGUCAAGAACACGAGUUUUCUAUACACGUAUCGGAAGAAAGUCCGGAAGAAGUAAAACGAUUAAAAAUUAUCGAAGAAACUAGAAUAGCUAAAGAAGCGGCAAAAAAAUCUCGAAAAGAAGCUGAAGCUGUAGCACUAUAUGAAGCCAAAAUGUUGCACUUGACUACUUCACUGAGCAACGAAACUUGCCUUUUACUUUACCCGUGGGUUUUUAAAGACGAAGAAGGUCAUAAAAGAGAUAAAAAAUCAAGUCCACCGUACGUAGAAUUGGUUGAUGAAAUAUUAGCAGAGAAUUACAUAAUUGAACAAGAAAUGCGAAAACGACUCAAUGAAGAUAUUCUUGACACGAUGUUUAAUGAAUCCGACUAUGUACCAUCACCAAAUGCCAAGCAGCUGCUUUUAGAUGGUAAAUGUAUGUUCAUACGGUUAAAAGUAAACGAAACGAAACCAGAAGUUGAUAUACAUCAGCACUUGUUAAACCUUUUAUUUGGAGAACCAGAAUUGCCCAACGCGGAAACAAUUCUUAACGAAGAAUGUUAUGCUAGGCGGCAUCGUCCUGCCUACGCAACAGAUGAAACUGAAAUGUUUCCUGUUGUAUGGACACCGCCAAAUUCUCGAAAUAAGGCAAUUGUUUUUCGUACAAUUUUUGCUACAUACACUAACAAUACAUAUGCUUACGAAGAUAAAACCGAAAAUGUACCUAUAGUUCUGUUCAAAUAUGAUUAUACGAGAAAAAAUGAUCUAACUAUGGUUUUACAAGAAUUUGAAGAUGAAGUAAUACAUUUUGGCAUUUUUGAAUCCGACAAACCGCCAGAAGCGAAACUUAUAGCAACGAGUAUUGCGGAAUUUGAAUUAAAUGUAAAGGAAAGAACGGGGUAUGAGACAUUUGUAUGUGUUGUAAAAAAAGUAGGAUGUGAAGCGUUUUUAGGGUUUGCUGGCAUUGGACCCUAUCAUGUAAGUGAAAAUCCAGAAAAAAGUAUAGAGGAAUCACAAUUAUAUUUCCCGGAUAUUACUGCUGUAGAGGAAACGCAAUCAGACGAUGAAGAAAAACCAGAAGAAUUAACAGAAAAUCCCGAAGAAAGCAAAAAUGUGACAACAUAA